AUGAUAAUGUUUUCAGGAACCAGUCUUAGCCAAGAUACGCGAUUCAGCGAUAAAGAGAAGAAGUUGAUGAAGGAGCUGAAAUUUGACAAAAUUCUUGAGCAAAAAGUUGAUAUGACAAAAGUGAAAUUGGAUGUUUUGAGACCGUGGAUAUCGAGCAAAAUUACACAGCUAUUAAAGCUUGAAGACGAUGUUGUUGAAGAGUAUGUGAUCAACCAGUUAGAGGAAUCAAAAUGCCCUAAUCCAAAAAAGAUACAGAUUUAUUUAACCGGCUUUUUGAAUGGCAAGAAUGCAAAGAUAUUUGUUGAGCAGCUAUGGGCACUACUGUUAUCAGCUCAAGAAUCAGAUACAGGAAUCCCAAAAGAAAUGAUAGAAAUGAAAAAGGAUGAAAUAUUAAAGCGCGAACAUCGAGACAGACGAAGAUCGUCAAGUCCAAGGAAAUCAUCAAGAGAUAGUCAUUCACGUGAGAAUGAUAAGGAUGAAAAGCAACAGCCAGAAAAGAAAAUUCCGCCUGAAGAAGCAAUAAAGAAAGCAAAUGAAAUAAAAGAAAGAAAUCAGAUGAAAAUUGAGGCGAAUAAGAGAGAAAAGCUUAAGGAAAAAUCAGCUAGUGUUGAAAGAAAGGCAAAGUCAAAAGAUCAUGAUGUAGAUGAUAAGCAGCGUAAAGGUCAAAAUGAUAGAUCCAGAGACAGACGAAGUGUUUCACGAGACAGAAAUAGACGAACUCGUUCAAAAGAUCGAUCACGUAGAAGCAGGUCCAGAGAUCGUAUACGACGUAACAGUCGAAAUAAUAGAAGUAGAUCCAGAAAUAGAAGUAGGUCUAGAGACAGAAAUAAUCGUAGAAGAAGUCGUUCUCGUGACAGAUAUCGUAGAUCUAAAGAGCGUAUAGAUCCGAAGAUUCAAAAUAAUAAGAAUCGACGUGAACGAAGUGUAUCCAGAGGAAAUAAACGUCGAGACCGAUCAGUAUCUGAGGAUAGACGCUCAAGAUCCAAAAGUAAUCCAAAACUGUCAAAAUUACAGUCAAAACUAUUGGAUAUGGCAAAAAAUAAGGAUAAAGAUAAGAAGAAUGGCUCAACAUCUAAAAGUAAAUCAAAAUCGCCAUCGCCAACAAAAGUACGAAGUUCAAGUAGUUCCAGCAGUUCACCAGUUGCUAUUAGUGCAAAGCGAAGCUCAAAGAAUGAUGUUGUUCCACGUAAGCAACCGGAAAUUGUUGCAAGCAAAGUGCGUCAAUAUCGCACAAAGAAAAGGUCUGAAAGUGAAUCAGAUGAUGAUAGGGCACGCGACAGGAAUCAACGACGACGAAAUUAUCGAUCCAGAUCUAAUUCGAGAAAGAGAAAUCGCUCCCCACGAUAUCGUUCACGGUCACCUAGGCAGAAAAAGCGCAGUUCUAGGUCAAGAUCGCGUCAAGAAGUACGCCGUGUUUCGCGGUCACCACGCAGAAAUAGAUCUAGAUCACCGCCGAAAGCUAAGUACAGUCCCAAGAAGACUGACCCAAUUGAACGAAAUAAUUUCAAAAAAUCUUCCAAAAAUGACUCGUAUGAUCAAGAAAGACCCAGAAUUGAAAGGAAUCGACCAGCAUUUAAGGAACCAGAACCAGAUCAAGAAAGUCGUGACCGUAAAAAGCCAAUUCAACCAGAAAAGGAUGUUCCAAAGCGAAAUGAUGUUGAAAAAGUUAAGAAAAGGGAACCUGAAGUUAAGGAAAAAGAUGUCAUUAAAGUCAAAAGUCGGCUAGAAAAUAAUGGAACUGAUCAUGAUCAAAUAGCAAAAGAGAAUAAAAAGGAUCGACGUGAACCGGCACAACUACAAGAUAAAGUAAUUGUAGACUUAAGGAAAUCCUCAUCACAAUCACGAACACCAUCGCCGUUCCUUAAACCACAUGAAAGAAAGGAUUAUGUCCCACAACUGCCUGUUAAUCGUAAAGAUAAACAACAGGAUUCAAGUGAUGAUUCAGAUGAUGACGAACAGGCACGAAAGAAAGCCAAAUAUUCGUCUGAAAAGAAAAUUGUUGAACCUGCUGCAAAGAAACUUGAAUUACGAAAAGAAGAUGUAAUGUCAAAAUCAUCAAAGGCAGAUAAACAACCUGCAAAGACAAAGGCUGAUAAUGAUCGACCAAUUAAGAAUAAAAAUGAUGAAAAUGUCUCAAACAGUGAAUCAGAAAAGUCAAAGAAACGAAAGAAGAAAUAUCAUGAUGGAUCGUCGUCCGAGGAAUCGGAAAUUGAAAAGAAAAAGAAGCGCAGCAAGAAGCAUAAGAAGCAUAGCAAAAAGAAGUCAAAGAAAAAGUCUGUAAGUGUUGAAAAGUCAUCGGAAUCAGAGGAAGAGACAUCAAAUGUGAAUGAGGAUUUAGAAAAGAAGCUUAGACAAAAAGCUCUCGUUAGUCUAAUGAGAAAGAAUAAAAAGUCGGAGUGA
Molecule: messenger RNA, 2400 nt
Organism: Chironomus riparius
Lineage: Eukaryota; Metazoa; Arthropoda; Insecta; Diptera; Chironomidae
Source: the annotation of a GenBank genome assembly